Messenger RNA from Perognathus longimembris pacificus (Pacific pocket mouse), 912 nucleotides. RefSeq names its product olfactory receptor 6F1-like. Gene Ontology annotation, cellular component: membrane. Gene Ontology annotation, biological process: G protein-coupled receptor signaling pathway. Gene Ontology annotation, molecular function: G protein-coupled receptor activity; olfactory receptor activity. Lineage: Eukaryota; Metazoa; Chordata; Mammalia; Rodentia; Heteromyidae. The record is from RefSeq and is a predicted model, not a curated record.
AUGACUACUCAAAAUGAGACUUUACUACAGGAUUUCAUCUUGCUUGGUUUCCUCAGGACCCAGGCCCUUCAGCUAUCUCUUUUUGUGCUCUUUCUCAUGAUGUCUACAAUUGGAGGUAACAUGGCUAUCCUGUUGGUGGUGAGUACCUCCAACCAAUUGCAUACCCCCAUGUACUUCUUUCUGAGCAACCUCUCUUUCCUGGAGAUUUGGUACACAGCUGCAGUCCCCAAAGCUCUAGCCAUUCUGGUUAGAAGAAGCCAGAUCAUAUCCUUCACAAGUGUCUUUUGCAGAUGUACCUGGGUUUUCUCAUUCGGCUGCACAGAGUACUUUCUCCUGGCAACCAUGGCUUAUGACUGCUAUCUGGCCAUCUGCUUUCCUCUACACUAUGGGAUCAUCAUAAGUAGCCUGCUCUCUAUGAAGCUGGCUCUCGCCUGGGUCUGUGGUUUCCUGGCCAUUGCACUGCCAACAGCACUCAUCAGCAGCCUAUCCAUCUGUGGCCCUCAUGCUAUUAAUCACUUCUGUGACAUUGCACCUUGGAUAGCCCUGGCCUGCACUAGCACACAGGCAGUGGAGCUGGUGUCUUUUGUGAUUGCUUUUGUAGUCAUCUUGAGUUCCUGUCUGAUCAAAUUGCUCGUCUCCUACAUAUACAUCAUCAGCACCAUCCUCAGGAUCCCCUCUGCCAACGGCAGAAGCAAAGCCUUUUCCACUUGCUCCUCCCAUCUCCCUGUGGUGCUCAUCUGGUAUGGUUCCACAAUUUUCAUCCAUGUCUACACAUCCAUCAAAGAUGCUUUGGAUCUGACCAAAGCUGACCAUGUCCUCAACAUGGUGACUCCAGUUCUAAACCCCUUCAUAUACAUGCUGCGCAACAAGGAAGUCAGAGAAACUCUUCUGAAGAAAUGGAAGAGGAAAUAA